AUGGCGUUCCACACAACCCUCCCACGCACCGCCUCCAAGCACAUCAGCUCCUACGGCAGCGUCCUGGACCGAUUCAUCGUCAACCACGCAACCACGCUCUCUGCUACUUCUACCAAAUCCACCCCUUCCGCAUCCUCAUCCUCAUCAUCGUCAACAUCCUCUUCAUCCAGCGCAGCAUCACUCUUCGAACCAACCAAAUCGCCCACCACCGCCCUCUGGUCCCCACCGCGCUACUCGCUGCGCCGUCAAUCCGUGCUGCUCAAACAAGCGGCGCUCACCUCCCAACUCUCGCUCCUCCCGCCCUCGCCCAAAUCCACCCGUCUGACGCAACGUCUGCAGCGUCUCACCCGUUCGCUCGACUUCGAACAAAUCUCGUCGCAAUACCAAUACAUCCCAUCAACUUCACCCGCGGUGCCCGUCAGACCGACGUCUCUCAGCCAACGUCCGAUCAAACCUUCGCAGAGAUUCACGGUCCAGGAGAAGGAGGCAGCGCUGCAGCACGCGAGACAACAGGUCAAGGAUGUAGGUCCGUAUGCGGGUAGGGCGAAGGUGUUCAAGGGAAGUAGGGUGGAUAAGGAUAAGGCGAGGAGGAAGGAGACGUCGGUGAUACUGCUGCCACAAACUCUGAUCAUGGUGCGCGCCACUUCAUCGACCGCUUCGGCGGUACGAGUCUACCUCUCGUCGCGCGCUCUCAACGCCACCAUUGCACCACGACGUGCUGCCAUCGCCUCCCCCUUCCCCUCCUCGUCCAGCCUUCGAACCUUCACAACCACCCGUCCACGCUUCGACUCCCCGCGCUCCCCCUUCGCCGUCUUCGUCGAGACCCUCAAAGCCGAACUUCGCAAGAACCAGGAGCUCCAGGAAAACAUGCGUCAGCUCUCCGGUGACGUCGGCAAGAUGCAAGACUCGGAAACCAUGAAGGCCAUGCGUGAUGCCUAUGAACGUGCGCGCAUCAUCACCUCGAUCAAGGAGAACCCCAAGCUUCAAGCUGCUGCUGAUGCGCUGCGUAAGUCCGGUGGUCAGGUGGGAGAUGCUGUCGGUGCGACGCUCAAGCAGAUGGAGGAGAGCGAGCUGAUCAAAGGACUCGGUGCCAUUAGCUCCAGGUUGGCGAGGGGGUUGGAGGAUAGCACCGCGCCGAUCAGGAGGACAGAGGCGUACAAGCAGUUGAGCGAGACCCUGACGGAAGCGUUCGAUGACGGUGGAAGCGCGUUGAGGAUCUUCGUGGACAAGGACAAGGAUGCGGCCGAGGUGAGGAGGAUCAAGAGGGAGGCUAGGUUGAGGAAGAUCGGCAGACCCAUGCCGAGCAAGGAUGUUGACUCGAAAGAGGCCGCAGAGGAGGUGUUGAAGAGCUAUGCGUUGAAGGACGAGAUUGAAGCCGCAGAGGCAGAGGCUGCAGCCAAGGCGGCUGAACAGCAGGCCGCAGCCGGUGCCAAGGCUGCCGAUGGAGCCGAUACACAGACGCCGCAGGAGGAAGAACCACCCGCAUCCGAAUCAGCCCAAUCGACCACCCCUCCCGGCACCGAAGACUCCGCACCAUCAUCAUCUUCUUCCAGCAAAGCUCCUCCCAAAAAGCCCGCCGGGUACGCCGUGCGCAUCCGCUCCGUCACCGAAAACGCCUCUGCCGGUCAAGCCCUUGUCCUCCGUCCCGAGCCCGCCUACAAACAGGCCUGGUCUUCCUUCAAAUCCUCCAACCCGCUCUUCCGUCGCCUUUCCGACCUAUCCGAAGCGUACCAUGAAUCCGAGAAUCCGGUCAUCGAACGCGUCCGCACCGUCACCGAUUGGUUCUCCUCUCUCUUUGAAGAGAACGACUUUGCCCGCGUUACACGUCAGAUGAAACUCCUCGAUCCAUCCUUCACCCUCGAAAGUUUCCAACGAGAUCUUCGCGAGUACGUCGUACCCGAACUCAUCGACGCCUACCACUCGGCCGCCCGUCACCUCCUUCGCCAAUGGUGCGGCGAAGCCACCUUCAACCUCCUCAUGGCUACCGUCGAUCCCUAUCUCUCCAAGGGUUUCAUUCCGGAGGGAAGACUGUUGGAUCUCAAACAGGUCGAGAUUUUGCAAGCCAAGGUGUUGGAUAACAACGUUCCUGUACUGGUGGUCAGCUUUACCAGUCAGGAGUUGAUGUUCUUCAAAGAUCCCAAGACAGGAGAGGUCAAGGCCGGUAGCGAGGAAAGACCAGAGUUGUGUAGAUACGCAAUGGUGUUGACUAGGGUAGAGGAGGAGCUCGAUAAUGAGGUGACGGGCGGUUGGAAGGUCGUCGAGUUGGCAAGGAGAGGUCAGGCCGCGUAUUUGUGA
This is a messenger RNA of Pseudozyma hubeiensis SY62, 2295 nucleotides long. RefSeq names its product import inner membrane translocase subunit. NCBI's taxonomy places the organism in Eukaryota, Fungi, Basidiomycota, Ustilaginomycetes, Ustilaginales, Ustilaginaceae. Gene Ontology annotation, cellular component: mitochondrial inner membrane. Gene Ontology annotation, molecular function: protein-folding chaperone binding. The record is from RefSeq and is a predicted model, not a curated record. The coding region runs from base 1 to 2295 and encodes 764 amino acids. The transcript is spliced from 2 exons. Gene Ontology annotation, biological process: protein import into mitochondrial matrix.